This is a messenger RNA of Bipolaris maydis ATCC 48331, 964 nucleotides long. RefSeq lists its product as uncharacterized. Gene Ontology annotation, cellular component: mitochondrial large ribosomal subunit. Gene Ontology annotation, molecular function: structural constituent of ribosome. NCBI's taxonomy places the organism in Eukaryota, Fungi, Ascomycota, Dothideomycetes, Pleosporales, Pleosporaceae. The record is from RefSeq and is a predicted model, not a curated record.
AUCGAAACCCCCGGUAGUCUGCCAGCCAUUGCGACUUGCACAAAACGCAAUAAUGGCACUGCUCGCUCGCACCGCCCGCAAUGCUCUCUUCGAGUCGAGGUCGAUAAUACAGCCUUCGAUUUUCCGCGCAGGAGUAACAACAAUAUCGCACAACCUCGACACAUCAAAUACACCAGAGCCGCUCAUCCAAUCCAGCCACCGCAUAUCAAAGGAAGCCAAGGAGCGCUCCAAAACACCUCAGCCUCUUCCAGCAAACGCCACUAAACCUCCUACCUCUGAAAACAUCAAAGCAUCGCCACAUGCUCGAUCAGACAUUGUCUCAACGACACUCACACCCUCCAUCCGAACACUCCUCCCGCUACUGCAAAUGCAACCAGCACACUAUAUAACCGCACAUCUUCACGGACGACCCUAUCUCCUCACUCGCGGCGACACUCUUCGCCUCCCUUUCCAAAUGCCGAAUGUCCGCCCCGGCGAUAUCCUGCGUCUCAACCGCGCCACACACAUUGGCUCACGAGACUACACAUUAAAAGCACCAGAGGCCGUCAAGGGGACAUCAGACCAUGGGAAAAAAGUUUACUAUUUGGAUGAACGGUUAUUCACUUGCAGAGCACGCGUUGUGGGCGUCGAGAGCGAACCGUUGCGGGUUGAGGAAAAGACCAAGAGGCGGCGGAGACAUGUGAAGCAUGUUAAGAGCAAAUUGCACUUUACAGUGUUGAAGAUUAGCGAGUUGGAAGUUAAGAGUCUGGAGGAGUACGAGACGGCGUUGGCGCAAGAGGGAAGAGAGCAGAGUGUACAAUAGUGGUGUGAGGGUAUGGUUAUGCAUUGAAAAAUCCAAUGUCGCAAUGCCUCGACGACGAAUCCUUGAUUAUACACAUGUAUCGAUAGUCAAUUCGACCGAAUUUACAGCAACCAACUCAAUGAAGAAAUCCCUGGAAUGCACACAUCUAGGAGGCUUUCUGUA